Molecule: messenger RNA, 1783 nt
Organism: Fimicolochytrium jonesii
Lineage: Eukaryota; Fungi; Chytridiomycota; Chytridiomycetes; Spizellomycetales; Powellomycetaceae
Exons: 2
Coding region: 494-1387 (297 amino acids)
Source: RefSeq, a predicted model, not a curated record
UGCCAUGAAGAGGAAUCCAGUUCCCUGGCUAGCCUGCUGUGGCUCGACUUGCUUCGCAUUGUUGGCUUGAGCUAGCUCUUGUUUGAGUCUUUUGCACUCGUUCUUCCCAUGCCCUUCAACAGUGAUGGCAUUGGCCCUUCAUAUUUAGCGUCCAUAGCGUCCUUCCACUUUGCUGAGUCGCUCGAGUUCAGUGCUUGCUUGAAGGUUUUGGACUUUGUGUGCAAUACUUUGGUUGCAGGAGCGUAGGCAAGGUUGCUCUGUCGAAUUCGAGUGCUGGAGCAGCUUUUAAAUGAUUUUACACCUGCACCAGUGGCGGGAGCAAAUUAUAUUGCUCAUGAGAAGCCGCUGGCUCAAGUGAGCAGCAAAAACAUUGAUGUGCUAGGGUUACUAUUGCUUGGGACGCGGGUGGGUGCACAUCUACAUAACCCGGCCACAUCGCCCUCCUACCCUACCCUCGUUACCGGCUCUCACCUCCUUACUCCCGCCUCCCCGGAUGCCUUGGGCGACAGUCAACCCGAUCAUACCACCGCGGGCCUUUCGUCGACGCCAGCCUUGCGUAUUAACGUCGCCCAUACACCCCCCGAUAUCCCAUGCCCUACGCUUUCGUUUUACUCCUCCCCUACUGCUCCAUCGCGUUCCCUGGCAUCUCAUCCGCGGUGGUUUUUCAAACAAAAACGAAAUCCGGAAAUGGGUACUCGCCCUCGGCGAGGUUGCGAAUCUACGGCCCAGGUUCCAGUACGCGCACCCAGCCCCAGUUGCGCUCGGAGAAGACAUGGACAACCCCGUCCUGUCGUACCGCAGUCAUAGACGAAUGGCAUGCGAUACCUCUGUUUAUGCUUCCUUACUCCACCUCCUCUGGUUCCCGGCGAAUACCGGGAUCUCCAAGUCCCCCGCCGAAUCGCCGCCAUUGCCUUUGCAAACUGCGACCAACCCGUAUCGAACGUCUGGGCCGACUUCAACAGCCUCGAGAUGGCAGUGGCAUCAUUCAAGGUUAUGUCCCCCAUCUCGGCCGGCUCCACCCCACGAUCGACCAUCGCCGCCACGUCGGGUUUUCUGGGCCUUCGCCGCAACGCCCGGACUUCCUGAUACUUGCACCGCCUCGUUUGGCAGGUUUUCUCGCUUAGCCCGCUUGGCCUUCUCAACUUUCGCCCCCACCCUUCCCAUACAUAGAAAACCUUGUAUAUUGAAAUCCUCCAAUCUAUCACCCAUAAACCCUAACCCUAAAGCAAGAUCAGUGCGAACAUCCCAUACCGUUUCCAGCUCCCCGGUUAUUGUUGUGCAUCCUUUGAUUGGUUGUGCUGUCCGGCUCCUUCUGAACUUCCAAUCCGUUAUGGGCAGUGAAGGCUUGGUGCGGUGGGGAAGGUCAAACCAUGACGGUAGCAUAUAAGAUCGGGAUUACAUGCUGAUUCUGGGACCAGACACCUGACGCCAAGGCUAGGAACCGAAUUUCGGGACAUGUCCUGAAAUGCCGGUCAGUAAGAGUUGGUUGCAACUGCGGUCCCGUCCUGUUGAAGCGUGAAGCAACUGGCUGGACGGGAAACCGCUCGGACUUAGCUGCUACCAAAGAAGCUCGCAUCCUAUACACAAACGCACACACCGUUGAGAAUGCACAUGUAGGACGAGCCAACUGGCACCUAGCCCCACUCCGAGAACGUUACCCAUCCCACCAACACAGUGGGAUGCGUGUUGGGGCAUGCAGUGCUGAUGCAGUGUCGAACACGUUUAGGGAUGUACAGUAUUGCUUUGUUUCCUUUCGAUGAGCAACACUUGUCCGAGGGGAUUG